Molecule: messenger RNA, 1023 nt
Organism: Saccharomycopsis crataegensis
Lineage: Eukaryota; Fungi; Ascomycota; Saccharomycetes; Ascoideales; Saccharomycopsidaceae
Gene: ARV1
Product: sterol homeostasis protein ARV1
Exons: 1
Coding region: 1-1023 (340 amino acids)
Biological process (GO): intracellular sterol transport; sterol metabolic process; regulation of plasma membrane sterol distribution
Cellular component (GO): cortical endoplasmic reticulum; Golgi apparatus
Source: RefSeq, a predicted model, not a curated record
AUGAUAUGCAUAGAAUGCUCCAAAGAAGUCCCCAGUCUUUACACCAGAUUUGCUAAUGAUUACAUUAAAUUAACGUAUUGCAACAAUUGUAAUGCGGUAUGCGACAAGUACGUGGAAUUCGAUCUAGUGAUUCUUUUCCUCGAUAUUCUUCUAUUGAAACCUCAAGCAUAUAAGCAUUUGGUUUUCAACACCCUCUUGAACCAUGGCAACGACGGCGGAGCCACCAUCGCGUCCUCCCCCACCGAGACAGAAGAACCAAAAACCAUCUCGUUUCCCUCGUUGAUUCCUCAACCUGAUCAUCAGCACGAACACACCAUCAACAUCAUUGACUUACUACCUCUGGUUCUCAAACAGCCGUUGAUCCGGCUCCGUGAUUGGGUGAAAAGUUCAUCCCAGCUUGUACGGCUUGCAAUAUCAAUCAUUCUUUUUGAGGUGUAUCUCAAUUGGGCCUACGAGGAACUAGAACCAAAUAGCACAUUGUUAUUCAGUGAAAUUCUUGGGAGACAAACAAUUGUCCAGUACUUUAUAUUUUUCACCCAGUGCAUUGCUGAAUUUGUAUUUGCUCAUUUGAUGGUCCAGGUUUCCAUUUUUUUGUUAUAUCGAAAAUCAAUCCGUACCGCGAAUCCUCCAAUAUUAUAUUCCAAAGAAGCGAUCUCAACCACCACGUUAAUUGCUGGUGGAACAAAACUAUACCCUAUUUUGAUGCUUAUAUGGCCCUAUGAUUCACAACUAUCAACUAGUUUGAUCAACCAUUACUUCACCAACCUCACCCUCAUUGAGGCCCUUAGGAUAACUAUUGGAGUGAAGCUUCAUGAGAGUGUAAUCAUCACAAUAUUGGCAGCACUUUUCAAGAAAGUUUGCUCGACCCUUUUCCUAAUAUUUUUGUGCAAGUAUAUAAUUAUCAGAAACGAUUUAGCAGCGGUGUCGGCUUGGCAACUUGGGCAAGACGAAGUCGACCAUUUUGUCACAAGCUGUUAUUCUAAUUACCUAUCAAUUCGCCAAGUGGUAGCAGAGUUGUUUUGA